Messenger RNA from Oncorhynchus gorbuscha (pink salmon), 2546 nucleotides. RefSeq names its product glutaryl-CoA dehydrogenase, mitochondrial-like. Gene Ontology annotation, molecular function: glutaryl-CoA dehydrogenase activity; fatty-acyl-CoA binding; flavin adenine dinucleotide binding. The record is from RefSeq and is a predicted model, not a curated record. Gene Ontology annotation, cellular component: mitochondrial inner membrane. Bases 298 to 1623 code for a protein of 441 amino acids. The transcript is spliced from 12 exons. Gene Ontology annotation, biological process: fatty-acyl-CoA biosynthetic process; fatty acid beta-oxidation using acyl-CoA dehydrogenase. Lineage: Eukaryota; Metazoa; Chordata; Actinopteri; Salmoniformes; Salmonidae.
CUUCCCACUAUCAUUUACAUUUGGUUCCAGACAUACCAUUAACAUGUUAUUUUAUCAUACUUAAUGUGGAUCAACGUAAAUUUGCCACACUGAAAAUGGCGACAGAACCUAACCAUUCCUGACCAACUUUACGCAGGCGCCUGUGUUAACGUUUGUCCUCCUCUACCUUGUCAAUUUGGAAAGGACUACCGAGGCCUGGGUCAAGGAUCUCCAGCACUGUAAAUUACAGGUCAGUCUAUGUAUUGAAGUUCGCUAAUAUAUUUGGGACAUUGAUGAAACCAAAUCUAGCUACCCAUCAUGGCACUGAGAAGCGCUGUGUGCCGUCUGCUGGUCAACCCCCAGAGAUGUGCCAUCAUUUCAGCAUCAAGAUCUCAGGGAUCAGCAGCACCUGCACAAAAGGAUGCAGAGAAAGCUAGUGAGAAGAAGGCUAAAGCACCCAAGGUUCAGUUUAACUGGCGGGAUGGCCUGGAGCUGGAGGGUCAGCUAACUGAGGACGAGAUCAUGAUCCGAGACUCGUUCCGUGAUUACUGUCAGGACAAACUCAUGCCCCGCAUUCUGAUGGCCAACAGAAACGAAGUGUUCCAUCGAGACAUUGUGUCAGAAAUGGGGGAGCUGGGUGUCCUGGGCCCAACUAUUAAAGGCUAUGGCUGUGCUGGGACGAGUUAUGUGGCCUACGGUUUGAUCGCGAGGGAAGUGGAGAGGGUGGACAGUGGCUACCGCUCUGUCAUGAGUGUGCAGUCCUCCUUGGUCAUGCACCCUAUCUACGCGUACGGUACCGAAGAGCAGAAGGAGAAGUGGCUGCCCAGGCUGGCUCGUGGAGAGAUCCUGGGCUGUUUUGGGUUGACUGAGCCCAACCACGGCAGUGACCCCGGUGGCAUGGAGACCCGUGCUAAGUUCAACCCCUCCAGCCGCACCUUCACUCUCACUGGCUCCAAGACCUGGAUCACCAACUCCCCUGUGGCGGACAUUGCUGUGGUCUGGGCCAAGUGUGACGAUGGGAAGGUGUGUGGCUUCAUCCUGGAGCGCGGUAUGAAGGGCUUCACCACACCCAAGAUCGAGGGCAAGUUCUCUCUGAGGGCGUCUGCCACUGGCAUGAUCAUCAUGGACGAGGUGGAGGUUCCUGAGGAGAACAUGCUGCCCAAAGUCUCUGGCCUGGGGGGUCCCUUUGGUUGCCUGAACAAUGCCCGGUAUGGCAUCGCCUGGGGUUCACUAGGUGCUGCAGAGUUCUGCUUCCACGCGGCUCGUCAGUACACACUAGACAGAAUCCAGUUUGGAGUACCCCUGGCCAGAAACCAGUUGAUGCAGAAAAAGAUGGCCGACAUGUUGACAGAAAUCACCAUUGGUCUGCAGGCCUGUCUACAGCUGGGGAGACUCAUCGACGCCAAAAAGGCAGCCCCUGAGAUGAUCUCUAUGCUAAAGAGGAACAGCUGUGGGAAGUCCCUGGACAUCGCCCGGCAGGCCAGAGACAUGCUGGGAGGAAACGGCAUCUCUGACGAGUACCACAUCAUCCGCCAUGUUAUGAACCUGGAGGCCGUCAACACAUACGAAGGUACCCAUGACAUCCAUGCCCUGAUUCUGGGCAGAGCCAUCACUGGACUGCAGUCUUUCACUGUUAAUAACUAACUGCCUGCUGCUAGUGCUCAAACAGACCACUAUCAGAAACCUCAAGUCAAUCUGUUCCUUAAACAAAGGACAAGUAGUUCUACACUGCUUUAAUGGCUUGUCUUCUACAGUAACACUAAUGCUAAUGUUUCCUCUCUCUUGAGUUUGUAGAUUAUGGGCUGGUUUUCUGGACACAGAUUAAGCUUGGUCCUGGACUAAAAAGCAUGCUCAAUGGAGAAUCUCGAUUGAAAUGGCUUUUUAGACCAGGACUAGGCUUAGUCUGUGUCCGGGAAACCAGUCCUAAAUCUUUAUUUUAUGCGAAUGACCAGGUCGGGUAUUAAAGGCAAGUCUAUCAUCGAUCUCAUGGACAAUUCAUGAGUGUAAUUAUUUCAACUUGAAAAACAAAGCUAUUUUUCUACUCUCAUAAAACCCUAGUACUUACUGGUUUGUUUGGACAAUUUCUGUCUAGAAUGUGUUUGAAAUAGUUUACUAUACGGUGGAAGUUGAAAUGGUUCCGAAUGAAUCGCUUGUUUCCUCACAGCAUUUGUAGUAAAAUGGUUUUUGGACAAACAUUGUAAAAUGAGGUCAUGAUCCAUACGUAUGUCCUGAGUUUUUAGAACUGUUAUGGUACAAAUGACCAGUUAUUGAAUGCCAAAUAAUUGAUACUGCAUGUACUGUUAGAGUUAGGGGGAAAAAAGUUAAAUCAAUUGAAGUUAAAUUAAGUAAAUAAAUGAAAGCAGUUUAAAUAAUCAUGCCGUUGUAUUUGUGACCAUUUAGGCAGAUCUGAGAAAUGUGUAUUUGGGGUAUUCCAUGAAGUGUAUUUUGUGUCCCUUUGAUAUAGAAAUUAUGCACCACUAUUGAAUUUUAAAAGCCUGUUACAUUAAAUGAAGUGCCCUUUAAUAUAGAUCACACGGAGUAUUCAAUAAAUCAGAUUUCUAUUAUGA